Molecule: messenger RNA, 1712 nt
Organism: Drosophila elegans
Lineage: Eukaryota; Metazoa; Arthropoda; Insecta; Diptera; Drosophilidae
Product: serine protease 53-like
Exons: 7
Coding region: 32-1582 (516 amino acids)
Biological process (GO): proteolysis
Molecular function (GO): serine-type endopeptidase activity
Source: RefSeq, a predicted model, not a curated record
UGUGUUUCAUUUAAUUUGUGCCCCGCGUAAAAUGCAGUCGUCUUUAGCGGGGAUUUCUUUGUUCAUUUUGUUUUUAAGCCACCAGGGGGCUGGCCAGUUUCUGGAGGAACCCUGUGGAACUAUAAUCGGUUCCAAUGGCAUUUAUUCUGGACUCCAAAAAAGUGCUCCUUGGAUGGCAGUCAUCAGAAAUGCCUCUGAUUAUUUAUGUGCCGGCACCCUGAUUCACAGACGCUUUGUUUUAGGCACUGCACAGUGUUUAAUGAAUCAGUUCACGCUAUUAGUGAGGUUGGCAGCACACGGAAAAGCGCAGGCAUAUACCGAGUAUACUGCCACCCAAGCUCUAAUGCACCGAUCUUUCAACAAGUUAACUCAGCAGAAUGAUAUAGGCCUGCUUAAACUGUCGAGCAGCGUGGUCUUCGAUGACCACAUUUACCCCAUCUGCAUUGUUUUGGAUAAGAGAAUUAACGAUCACAUAGAGAUGAUUGGGACGUUCAAAUCCCUUGGCUGGGGACCAUCGAGAAGUGACUUGGAGUUCAAUGAACUGCACACUGUCACCGUUAACAAAGUCAGUGAAAUCGAAUGUCAAAGGCACUCGGGUGACACUCAUAACAAGAUCUGUGGUCGUAUGCCGUUCGCCUGCUGGAGUGAUGACGAUUCUGGCAAUCCACUGACCACCAGCAUUGCCUUUAAUGAAACCACCGAUCUGGAAGUGCAGUUUGGUAUCGCAAGCUAUGGAAGAUCAAGCUGCGAGGGACCCAUAAUUUUCACCAACGUGACAAGCUAUGUGGAUUGGAUUGAGGAAACAAUAAAUAGAUUUUAUGCCAAGGAAACUCCUUUGAGUUCUCCAGAAGAACCAAAACUAAAGCUUGCGGAUGCAGUGACUCCCAAACCGAAUCAAAUCCAGAUGGUACGGGAUAUAUGGUUGUAUAGUGAUUGCGGUGGUGAUACCAUAGAAUCGCACCUACUGGCAUUCGUUUAUGGAGGUACUUUCCAGGCACACGGUGUGUUUGUCACUGACAAAUUUGUUUUAACAAUUGCCAGGGAAUUGCCAGAUAACUUAUUUGUUGGCCCAAUGGCAUUAAACAGAACUUUAUACACUCCCUUAAAAGUUGAGUGGAUCUUUAGGCAUCCUCAAUACUUAGACGACGGCCAAAAUGAUAUAGCAUUGCUCAAACUGGAGCAAUCGGUGGCGAUUGGCGGUUUGAAACCGAUCUGUGUGCUCACGGAAGAAAGGUACCAGCCAGAGGCAGAAUCUUCUUCGCCCUUUACUUUAUUCGCCACCAAGGAAAUUAACCAAAUCAUUAGCAUAUACGAACACGAUGUUGAACUCGUCGGGCCCGGCGAAUGUUCAUAUAAUAUACAGGGAACAAUCGGACAAAAUCAACUGUGUAUCGCUGGUUCUCCUCAGAUCAAUGAGAAUUAUGGAAAACAUGGAGACUUGUUGGGCAUAAAGAUGUGGUAUUCGGGAAGGGAAUGGCUAAGCUUGAUUGGUAUUGUCAGCUAUUCAACUAAUGGUCUGCAUGUUCUCACAAAUGUUAUGAGACAUACAGCGUGGAUCACUCAUGUUGUUUCGACUAAUUAGCUACAGCAACCCGUUAAAAAUGUCUAUCUAUAAUUAAAUAUUGUAAAUUCCUCAUAUUAAAAAAAUUCCUCAUAUUAGAAACAUCCUGUGUCUAUUUAAAAAGUUUGAGCUUAUGGAAAGCAGCUGAGAG